AGGAAAUCAAUUAACCUUGUUCGAGUUAUGAUAAUGGGCUUAAAUGACAAUAUAUGGCCCAUUAAUAAUCGGGCUUUGUGGAGUCGUCUCAGUCUCACCUAUAUUCUUCACUGGCGCAUCAGUGAAUCAGAAAUACGCUGUCUUCUUCCUCCUCCGAGCUCCAUGGCUCUAAACAACUUUUUGCUCUUCAGUGUGACUUUUCAGCUUCUCCUUCUACUUCGUGUUUCAUCGGAAUCUUCAUGGAGCACCGGAGAUGCAUCUCGAAUCCCGAUGAAGCUCCUCGAAUUCGCCAAGAGUCCGGAGGUUUUCGAUUGGAUGGUGAGAGUGAGAAGGAAAAUCCACGAGAAUCCGGAGCUGGGUUACGAGGAAUUCGAGACUAGUAAACUCAUUAGGUCGGAGCUAGACCUCAUCGGAGUUAAGUACAGGUAUCCGGUCGCUAUAACCGGCGUUAUCGGGUAUAUCGGCAACGGAGAACCUCCGUUCGUCGCGCUGAGAGCUGAUAUGGAUGCGUUGGCUAUGCAGGAAGCUGUUGAGUGGGAUCACAAGAGCAAAGUUCGUGGUAAAAUGCACGCUUGUGGACACGAUGGCCAUGUCGCUAUGCUUCUUGGUGCUGCAAAGAUACUUCAAGAACAUCGCCACGAUUUGCAGGGAACUGUGGUGCUUAUCUUCCAGCCGGCUGAGGAAGGUUUGGCCGGAGCGAAGAAGAUGAUAGAGGAAGGAGCGUUGAAACACGUUGAAGCCAUUUUCGGGAUUCAUCUUACGAACCGGAUUCCUUUUGGUAAAGCCGCUUCGCGUGCAGGUUCCUUGCUUGCUGGAUCUGGAUUCUUCGAGGCUGUGAUAAUCGGGAAAGGAGGUCAUGCUGCCAUCCCACAACACACAAUAGAUCCAGUUGUUGCAGCUUCAAGCAUCGUCCUCAGUCUUCAACACCUUGUCUCACGUGAAACCGACCCUUUGGAUUCAAAGGUGGUUACAGUUUCUAAGGUUCAGGGAGGCAAUGCCUUCAAUGUCAUCCCUGAUUCAGUCACCAUAGGAGGAACUCUCAGAGCCUUCACCGGUUUUUCUCAGCUUCAACAAAGACUCAAAGAGGUUAUUACCAAGCAAGCGACAGUCCACCGGUGCAAUGCAUCCGUGAACCUAACACCAAACGGUAAAGAGCCGCUCCCACCAACCGUGAACGACGUGGACUUAUACAAGCAGUUCAAGAACAUGGUCGGAGAUUUGUUGGGCGAAGAAUCUUUUGUGGAAGCAUCGCCUCUUAUGGGAGGAGAAGACUUCUCCUACUUCGCAGAAGCAAUCCCUGGCCAUUUCUCUUUACUGGGAAUGCAAGAUGAGACCAACAGCUAUGCUUCGGCUCAUUCAUCGCUCUAUAGAGUCAACGAGGAUGUGCUUCCGUACGGUGCUGCAAUACAUGCAUCAAUGGCCUUAAGGUACCUUCAAGCCAAGGCCUCUAAAGGAUCCAAUGGCUUUCAUGACGAACUUUGA
This is a messenger RNA of Thlaspi arvense, 1482 nucleotides long. The record is from the annotation of a GenBank genome assembly. NCBI's taxonomy places the organism in Eukaryota, Viridiplantae, Streptophyta, Magnoliopsida, Brassicales, Brassicaceae.